Molecule: messenger RNA, 861 nt
Organism: Naegleria lovaniensis
Lineage: Eukaryota; Heterolobosea; Eutetramitea; Acrasida; Naegleriidae
Exons: 1
Coding region: 1-861 (286 amino acids)
Molecular function (GO): glycosyltransferase activity
Source: RefSeq, a predicted model, not a curated record
AUGAAAGCUCCAUGUCCAAAUAAGGAGGGUCAUUCAUUGCCAAGUAUUCGAAAAGUGAUUCGAUACUCUGUUGAGAAACCUCUGAUGUUGCAAUCAUGUUUUUCACAAUUUUAUGCUGGACACACCAUUACUAAUUUUGUCUUGUAUCCAUACGGCAAAGAAAGUCAUUUCUUAAAGAUUCGAGAAUUGGCAUUUCGAAAUUUGAAAAUAUUGCCUUACGAUACGAAACAUCAAACGAAAAAAGAGAAACGACAACGAAUGAAACACUUCAUGUCCACGAAGGAUAUUGUCAUUGCCAUCCAUCGAAAAGGCGCAUCCUCUCGGCAUGGUCAAGCACUAGCCAAUGUGGAUGAAUUGGCACGCUAUUUCCAAACUCAUUUAUCGAACCAUUCAUUCAUUCAACAAUUAUUGAAUUCUUCAAACUCAAACAAUCAUCAUUCACAACAACAGAUGCACAGAAAAUUGAAAAUUCAAGUCAUUGAAUUACAUCAAUUCAACACCAUAGCUUCACAAAUUGAAUACUUUUCACAAGUGGAUAUUUACAUUUCAGAUCCAGGAAGCGCUGCCUAUUAUGCCAUAUUCAUGAGAGAUGAAACCAUGAUGAUAUUACCUCCAACCUGUCAUUCUGAAACGAAACAAUGUCGAAUAUCUCAUGGAACUUUUGUUUUGAGUGCUCUCCCUAACGUUCAAGUUGUUGAAAUGAUGGAAAUGUUAUUGAAGGGAGUGAGUCCUGAAUGUGUACCAAAGGCUCUUCCUAUGAAUCCCUAUAAUUGUGAAGUGAUCAUGCCUCCACCAUUGUUGGCCAAUGCUAUUGUGCGUGCAUUAAGGAGAAGAUUUAGAAAAUUCGUCAAUAAUGUUUAA